Oncorhynchus masou masou (cherry salmon) is the source of this 1643-nucleotide messenger RNA. Its product is annotated as alpha-1,3-galactosyltransferase 2-like. Bases 294 to 1193 code for a protein of 299 amino acids. The record is from RefSeq and is a predicted model, not a curated record. NCBI's taxonomy places the organism in Eukaryota, Metazoa, Chordata, Actinopteri, Salmoniformes, Salmonidae. Gene Ontology annotation, biological process: carbohydrate metabolic process. The transcript is spliced from 4 exons. Gene Ontology annotation, molecular function: hexosyltransferase activity. Gene Ontology annotation, cellular component: membrane; Golgi apparatus; vesicle.
AUACCUUUUAACAUAGUGUUGGCAUAAUUAAAUUAAACUAAUGUGCUUUCAUCAAUUGAAAACCCUAAAUCUAUUUUGCAUAAAAUAGACGCUGACUAGUCUUUCAAUAAUAGGUAACAGAAUUUAUUCUCGGAGCGCGCUGACACUUAACGACGAGCAACAGUUUAUAUACAGAUCAUGACGUCAUUUCAUUGCUUUAACAGAAUCCCCUCCUCUCGACCGGGACAAAGUGAGGUGAAAAGUUAAUUCUCACUUACUAACACACUCCCAGGUACUUGGAGGGCUUAAUCCCCAUGAACCGAUGUCAUCUAGCCCCUGGAGAGAAGCUGAAGCUGGGGAAUAGUAUAGAUGCUUCCCUAGACCUUUGGUCCAGAGGUGAUGUUCAGACCUGCACUGACUGGGGAGCCCCUGUGAUCUGGGAUGGAAUGUUUGACCCAGAUCAUUACGACCAGGAGCACAGGAGGAACCACUCCUCUGUCUCUCUCACUGUAUUCGCUGUGGGCAGGUAUCUAGAUGCCUACCUGGAGGCAUUCCUUUUGUCUGCUGAGCGUCACUUUAUGGUGGCUUUACCUGUGACAUACUAUGUGUUCACGGAUGUUCCCGAGAGGGUACCAAACAUCCAGCUUGGUCCUGGGCGGAGCCUGAAAGUUGUGAGGGUGCAGAGACACUCUCGCUGGCAGGACAUCUCCAUGAUGCGUAUGAGGGCCAUUGCAGACGCCAUUGAGUCACAGAUUCGUCGAUACAGCCGCUACAUCUUCUGCUUUGACGUGGACCAGGUGUUUGUGGGUCGGUUCGGCUCAGAGGCUCUGGGAGACUCUGUUGCUCUGCUCCAUGCCUACUACUACCACCGACCACAGAGCAUGUACACCUACGACCGCAACCCCAGGUCCAGGGCCUACAUGGAGACUGGGGACUUCUACUAUCAUGCUGCCGUGUUUGGAGGCUCGUGGCAGAAUGUGAAAAAUAUGACAGAGACCUGUUACCAGACCAUCAUGGAGGACAAGGAGAACCAGGUGGAGGCUCUGUGGCAUGAUGAGAGUCACCUCAACAAGUACCUGUGGCUCCAUAAGCCCAGUAGAGUGCUGUCUCCUGAGUACUGCUGGAGCAGUGACAUUGGUUACCGUGGUGACAUGCAUGUGACCCGCCUGCUCUGGGCAAAGAAAAAAUAUGACACACUCCGGAUUACAGAGUGAGCAAUCAGAAACUGUAUGCAAUAAUCUAAUGAGCAAAAGCCCCUGAAGCUUCAAACAGUUCACAGUGCAGCGCUGCGAUAGUCUACAGCCCAGUAUGACCCACCUUGUACAAGUCAAUAAAGUUUGUAAAUAUAACAUAAUGGGCCAUCUGCCUAUUGCACUGUGGUGUAUUUGGCUUGCGUGUUGAACCCAGAAUGAUCAAAUUGUUAAUUUCCUGGUUCUCAUGUGUCAUUGGCAGGAAUUUUCCCUUGAAAUCUUGUGGUUACUUAUUAGGAAUCUAACCUACUACCCUGGCGUUGCAAGUGCAAUGCUCAACUAACUGAGCCACUCCAGAGAAGUGCAGUGACAUGUAGUCAGGACCUAAUGUGAUAGCUUUAGAAAUGAUUCAACAUAUUUUUUUGUAUGGUUUGUAUUUUUGGAUUAUGAAGUAAAAUGUAUUUUAUAAAGUUG